UCCGUGCUUCCACCGGCGGCGGCGACACUCACUCACAGAGGAGAUGGCGGCCAGAGGGGGGUUUCAGUCGGCACCGACGGCUGGUGGUGGUGGAGCAAUGGGACCAGGACCGCCGGUACCGGGCGCAGGACCAGGCAUGGGCCCCGGGACUCCUUCUGGAAGGAUGGGACCGUCGUCGGCGGCGCAGAACCACAUGUACCGCUCCCCGAUGCCCGGGCCUGGCUACCCGAGACCAGGCAUGCCUCCAUCCAGCCGUAUGACACCUCAGGGACCAGCCAUGGGCCCCCCCGGGUAUGGCAACAGUCCAGUGUCUCGCCCUGUGAUGCCCGGCGUGAUGGACCCGUCUCGCAAGAGGCCCGCCCCCAACCAGAUUCAGCAGGUGCAGCAGCAGAACCGCAACCAGCACACGAAGAAGAAGAAGAUGGCUGAUAAAAUUCUACCUCAGAGGAUCAGGGAACUGGUCCCAGAGUCUCAGGCUUACAUGGAUCUGCUGGCUUUUGAAAGGAAGCUGGACCAGACCAUCAUGCGCAAGAGACUGGACAUUCAGGAGGCUCUAAAGAGGCCUAUAAAGCAAAAGAGAAAGCUCCGUAUCUUUAUAUCAAACACCUUCAACCCGGCCAAGCCCGAUGCUGAGGAUGGAGAAGGCACAGUGGCAUCGUGGGAACUGCGUGUUGAGGGCCGCCUGCUGGAAGAUACUGCUGUGUCCAAGUAUGAAGCCACCAAACAGAAGAGGAAGUUCUCCUCUUUCUUUAAGUCUCUUGUGAUUGAGUUGGACAAAGAUCUGUACGGUCCAGAUAAUCACCUUGUGGAGUGGCACAGAACUGCCACCACCCAGGAGACUGAUGGCUUCCAGGUGAAGAGGCCUGGUGAUGUGGGGGUCCGCUGCACCGUCCUGCUUAUGCUUGACUACCAGCCCCCUCAGUUUAAGCUGGACCCUCGGCUGGCUCGUAUGCUUGGCAUCCACACCCAGACCAGACCUGUCAUCAUUCAGGCCCUGUGGCAGUACGUCAAGACCCACAAACUCCAAGACCCCCAUGAGCGCGAGUUCAUAAACUGUGACAAAUACCUGCAGCAGAUCUUUGAGACUCAGCGAAUGAAGUUCUCUGAGAUCCCGCAGCGCUUGCAUGCACUCCUGAUGCCCCCAGAGCCAAUCAUUAUCAACCACGUGAUCAGUGUGGACCCUAAUGACCAAAAGAAGACUGCAUGCUAUGACAUUGAUGUGGAGGUGGAUGACACACUGAAGACCCAGAUGAAUUCCUUCCUGCUCUCCACGGCCAGUCAGCAGGAAAUAGCAGGACUGGACAACAAGAUCCAUGAAACCAUUGAGACCAUCAACCAGCUGAAGACUCAGAGAGAAUUCAUGUUGAGUUUUGCCAGAGAUCCUCAGGGCUUUAUCAAUGACUGGCUCCAGUCCCAGUGCAGAGACCUCAAGACUAUGACCGAUGUGGUCUCAAACCCAGAAGAAGAGAGAAGAGCAGAGUUUUACUACCAGCCGUGGGCUCAGGAGGCUGUCUGUCGCUACUUCUACUCCAAGGUCCAGCAGAGGCGACAGGAGCUGGAGCAGGCGCUCGGCAUCAGGAACACCUAAACAAAUUUGGUCCACAGGCGACAAAUGAGACGACUAAUGUGUGUGGGAUGUUCAAAGUGAAUUCCUCGCAGAGUUUUCUGAAAACUUCGACAGAUAGAUACUAGACGAAUUUACUGUUAUAUAGGAUGUCUUUUUUUUUCUUUCUUUUUUUUUUUCACCCUGCAGCUCGAUUACGUUCACAGUUUGGUUGCUAUUUCCAAUAUUUUGUAUGAUUUAUUUCUGAUUUUUUUUCCCUCACAGCACAGCUCCUUGUAUUUUGUUGUGCAUGUACUAAAGCCUCACCUGAAAGCAUUCCUGUCAUUUUGAUAUGUGUUCCCACACAAAAAUGCAGAUUGAACACAAGCGAACAAAGAGCAGAGCAUACCUGGCAGCCCGUAAAUCAGCUGGGAUUGUUGUUUCUGCCUCUGGCUUUUUGUUCCCCUUUUUGGAAGGUAAAUUGACAUUUUAAACCCCUAACCCUCGCCCAUUCUGUUGGAUAUUGUUUAAAUAGUCAAUCAGGAUUUAUUUUGAUUUGAUUUUUGCUGCACAUUGGCUGUUAAUGUGUCACUUUGUCUUAAGUUCUCAAUGGUUUGUUUGUGCCACAGUCAGAGAGAUGUUUGAAGCUCAAUUAUGACAGAAUCGACAUCUUUUUUCAGAAUGUGUGGCAUUUAGUAUGAAGUUUUUUCUUUCCUUUUUUAUUAUCAAUGAUUCUUGUUUUCAAAUGUGUAUUAUAUCAGUACUUGUCUUGUUAGCUAGUACAGAUUAUCAUGGAAGUAGCUAGUCUGAGUACCUCUAGUCUAUAUAGUUUUGUAAAUACUGAGCAUAAAUAAACUGAAGAUGGAUGUGAA
Molecule: messenger RNA, 2415 nt
Organism: Labrus bergylta (ballan wrasse)
Lineage: Eukaryota; Metazoa; Chordata; Actinopteri; Labriformes; Labridae
Gene: smarcd1
Product: SWI/SNF related, matrix associated, actin dependent regulator of chromatin, subfamily d, member 1
Biological process (GO): regulation of transcription by RNA polymerase II
Cellular component (GO): nucleus; SWI/SNF complex
Molecular function (GO): transcription coregulator activity
Source: RefSeq, a predicted model, not a curated record